Messenger RNA from Didymodactylos carnosus, 1332 nucleotides. Lineage: Eukaryota; Metazoa; Rotifera; Eurotatoria; Philodinida; Philodinidae. The record is from the annotation of a GenBank genome assembly.
AUGCAGCCGGAAUUUUUAUUUGGUAAUCUUCGUCAACUUGAUUUGAUUACAUCUAAGAAAGAAAUUAUUGAUUCAUAUGUCCAUGGUCUUGAAAAAAUGCGAAAUCGAUACGGGGAUGUCGUUCAAUUUUGGAUUGGUGCUAAUCAUUUUUAUGCUUUCUGUCGUCCGGAACAUGCUGAACAAAUUUAUAGCGCUCGUCAUAUAUUUGAUCGUGCUGCACUACGAAAAAAUACAUUUGGAUUAAUUGCUGAAAAUGCUCUGAUAGCACUUAUGGGGCCUAAAUACAAACGACAUGCCAAAGCUGUUUUACCAAUGUUGAGAAAAAAUAAAUUUCUAUCACAAAUUUCGAUCAUGACCAAUUAUGUUGAUCAACUAAUUGAGAUUUGGAAAGAACGAUAUGAAAAUAAGGAUGAAAUCAUAGCUACGUGUAUCAUCGAUGAUAAUCAACAAUUAUUAUUAGAUGUAUUUACACGAUUAACAUUUGAUUAUGAUUUUGGUAAUUUAAAGCGUCUCCUUGAAUCUGCAAGACAGUCGAAUUCAGCAGAAAUAGUGGGAACAUCGAAUUUUACUGCUGCAUUAAUAACGUGGCUAGAUGCUUUUAAACGUGUUGGAACGAAUGGAAUGCCAUUUUUGGUCAACUACUAUCUAUUGAAAUUUGACAAGAAAUAUCAGAAUGCUUUGAAAGUACUCGAAAUCUCAUCAUUACAACAAGAUGAAUCGGUUGAGAAAUUCAAAUCUGAAGAAGAUCAAACAGGAAUAACAAAAAAGGAAUUGUUAGAUGAAGUCCUAUCACUGAUCUUAGGUGGUUUUGAAACUACUGCUAGCGUUAUAUCUUGGAUGAUUUACUAUCUCAGUAAACAACCUGCAAUUCAACAAAAAAUGAAAAAUGAAUUAAAACGGAAUGGAAUUACCAAAGAAACAUCGUUAGAGGAUCUCGAUCUCUCCAAUCAAUGUGAAUAUAUUGAUUGUGUUAUUAAAGAAACAUUAAGAAUAGCCCCAUUGACGAUUGGAUCACCUCGAACAAUAACGCAAGAUACGGUGAUUGAUGGAAUUCAACUUCGACAGGGAGAAAACGUUCUUGUGGCAUUUAGUUUAAUAUUCUAUGGUGACGAUGCUCCGGAUAGAAAUCAUCAUCCAUAUGUAUUUUCUCCAUUCGGUAAUGGACAUCGAGUUUGUGUUGGACAAGAUUUAGCUCGAUUAGAAUUAAAAGUCAUCGUCAUUCGUUUAAUGUUAUUCGUGACAUUUGCUGAUGCACCGGGAAAUAAUGGAGGUCGUCGUCAACGAUUGUCAAUUAUGCCAAAAGAACUUGCAGUUUAUAUGAAAUUUGAUUGA